UAUGGGUCCUCGUCGGGGAUCGGGGGCGGAGACAGGACAUAUAUCACCUUCGGGGAUCGGGGAUUGGGGACGGAGAGGGUAGUCUCCGGCUCCGUCCCGUCCUGCUGCCAUUCCUACUAAUUCCCACGCCCCUUCCCAUUCUUGUGCGCUUUCUAUUUAGCAGUAGUAACAAUAGCAUUCAAGUUCAUUACUAGACUAGAUAGAGAGAGCAGACUCUAGUUUUAUCAUACACUCUUAAUUACCAUAUCGCCGUUGGAAACCAAAAAGAAGAUGCUGAUACUGAGGAGCUCUGAUGGAGAGGAGUUUGCCACACAAGAAAACGUCGCUGUGAAGUCUACAACCAUCAAGAACAUGGUCGAAGAUGGUUAUGUUUUGAAUGUUAUUCCCGUGCCUAACGUAGACGCUAAGACGUUGGCGGUGGUAAUUGAAUACUGCAAGAAGCAUGCAGAAUCAGAGGCCGAGGAAGCAGCCAGAGAUCUAAAAAAGUUUGACUCGGAGUUUUUGGACAGAGACCAAGAAGUUCUCUGUGAUCUGAUAAUGACAGCGAACUUUCUGGAUGUUAAGGAGUUGCUGGUAGCACUGUGCCAGACAGUAGCGGACAUGAUCAAAGGAAAGUCGCCUGACGAGAUUCGCAAAAUUUUCAACAUCAAGAACGACUUCACCCCCGAGGAGGAAGAGAAAAUUCGAAAGGAGAAUUCAUGGGCUUUCGAGUGA
Messenger RNA from Camellia sinensis, 714 nucleotides. Lineage: Eukaryota; Viridiplantae; Streptophyta; Magnoliopsida; Ericales; Theaceae. The record is from RefSeq and is a predicted model, not a curated record.